AAUAACCUGAGGCAGCAAAUGUCCAACAGCAGCUCCAUGGCCCAGUUCCUCCUCCUGGCAUUGGCAGACAGGCGGGAGCUGCAGCUCCUGCACUUCUGGCUCUUCCUGGCCAUCUCCCUGGCUGCCCUCCUGGCCAACGGCCUCAUCCUCAGCGCCGUAGCCUGCGACCACCACCUGCACACCCCCAUGGGCUUCUUCCUGCUCAACCUCUCCCUCACAGACCUGGGCUGCAUCUGCACCACUGUCCCCAAAGCCAUGCACAACUCCCUCCAGAACACCACAACCAUCUCCUACAUGGGAUGUGCUACACAGGCCUUUUUCUUUGUCUUCUUCAUCUCAUCAGAGUAUUUCCUCCUCACCAUCAUGUGCUACGACCGCUACGUUGCCAUCUGCAAACCCCUGCACUACGGGACCCUCCUGGGCAGCAGAGCUUGUGCCCACAUGGCAGCAGCUGCCUGGGCCACUGGCUUUCUCAUUGCUCUGCUGCACACAGCCAAUACAUUUUCCCUCCCCCUGUGCCAGGGCAAUGCCCUGGGCCAGUUCUUCUGUGAAAUCCCACACAUCCUCAAGCUCUCCUGCUCACACUCAGGCUACCUCAGGGAAAUUGGGCUCAUUGUGGUUAGUGUCUGUUUAGGAUUCUGUUGUUUUGUUUUCAUUAUUUUCUCCUAUGUGCAGAUCUUCAGGGCUGUGCUGAGGAUCCCCUCUGAGCAGGGACGGCACAAAGCCUUUUCCACGUGCCUCCCUCACCUGGUCGUGCUCUCCCUGUUCCUAAGCACUGUCACGUUUGCCUACCUGAAGCCCCCCUCCAUCUCCUCCCCAUCCCUGGAUCUGGCCCUGUCAGUUCUAUACUCAGUGGUGCCUCCAGCACUGAAUCCCCUCAUCUACAGCCUCAGGAAUCAGGAGCUCAAAGCCGCCAUGAGAAAAAUGAUGACUGGAUGCUUUUCAGGAGCAAUAAAGUGCCUGUUUUCUGGUGCAUAG
This is a messenger RNA of Pseudopipra pipra, 978 nucleotides long. Its product is annotated as olfactory receptor 14J1-like. Gene Ontology annotation, biological process: G protein-coupled receptor signaling pathway. The record is from RefSeq and is a predicted model, not a curated record. Gene Ontology annotation, molecular function: G protein-coupled receptor activity; olfactory receptor activity; odorant binding. The transcript has a single exon. Gene Ontology annotation, cellular component: membrane. NCBI's taxonomy places the organism in Eukaryota, Metazoa, Chordata, Aves, Passeriformes, Pipridae. Bases 19 to 978 code for a protein of 319 amino acids.